UGACUCCAUUGAACUUGUUAAGUCCAAACUACUUCCCGAUCAACUUGAGUGAAAUAAUAUAUUUUAGGCUUUUAAUCCCAUUUUAAGAAAAUAAAUAACAUAGUUUUAUUUCUGCAAAAUGCGGCCUGCAUAUUAGCUGGCAUAUUAAAAAAACUCUAUGCACUUUGCCAAUCAUCGGUAUCUUUAUGAAUGAAAUUUCCUUCAAUAGCUGGCUUUCCCCUCGCCCGCGUUUACCCAAUCACCCCGUACCAAUCGAUUGGCGGUAUUAGCUGCUUUUAAUUUCUUUUCUGAAAAAAUGGCUUCUCGCCGGCGUAUGCUUCUCAAGGUCAUAAUACUCGGUGAUAGCGGGGUUGGGAAGACGUCAUUGAUGAACCAGUAUGUAAAUCGCAAGUUUAGCAAUCAAUACAAGGCCACCAUUGGAGCUGAUUUCUUGACAAAAGAGGUUCAGUUUGAAGACAGGCUGUACACUCUGCAGAUAUGGGAUACAGCGGGACAGGAAAGGUUUCAAAGCCUAGGUGUUGCAUUCUAUCGAGGAGCAGAUUGUUGUGUUCUAGUUUAUGAUGUAAAUGUCAUGAAAUCUUUUGAGAAUCUUAACAACUGGAGGGAAGAAUUUCUCAUUCAGGCUAGUCCUUCUGACCCUGAUAACUUCCCAUUUGUUGUUUUGGGGAAUAAGGUAGAUGUUGAUGGUGGCAAUAGUCGGGUGGUUUCUGAGAAGAAAGCCAAGGCUUGGUGUGCCUCUAAGGGAAACAUUCCUUACUUUGAAACCUCUGCCAAGGAUGGAUUCAAUGUGGACGCGGCUUUCCAAUGUAUAGCAAAAAACGCUCUAAAGAAUGAACCUGAAGAAGAAAUAUAUCUCCCCGAUACCAUUGAUGUUGCGGGUGGGCAUCAACAAAGAUCAACAGGAUGCGAGUGCUAAAGUUCUCUUAAUUUACUGUCUGUUUACACUCAUCUGAAUGUAGUUAAUUUAAUUUGAUUUCAUGAUGCUAAUUAAUGGAUGCAACCUCUAUUUAGAGCGUGUACGGUGUGUGCAGUUUUAAGAGUUAUUGUUCAUCUCCAAGUGUAAUUGAGGUGAUUUAUCAUUCUUGUGAUUAUGAUGGUGACGUUUUUUUUUGUUUCUAAGCACUGUUGAAUUAAGAUGGUGGCUUUUUUUAGUUUUCUUCGGGAACACUUUACCAAUUUAUUAAGGGAAGGGGAAACUACAUGGUAGGUGGACGAGAGCAAUUUUGUUCACCUCCCCAUUUGGAGGGUGAACAUAACCCUCAAAUAUUAUAAUAUUAAAAGUACAUCACAUUGUACUCUUCUCCCACUAUGCCCAUAUUCUUCCAUAUAUAUACGGAGUAUGUAGUUUUCUUUUAGAAAUGAUAUUUAGGAUGUGGGGUCACUUUAAUUUGUAGACAUACCUUUUAAUUUGCUUAUCUGUAUUUGUUAAAUCAUACGCAUUACUAUUUCUCCACUGCCCCAUCUCCGCUUCAGUUUCAGACCUCCAUAUUGGGUGUGCUACGAUCGUUAUUUCCUAAACCGUUGGUAGAGAAGAUUGCAGACACCUGCAGACGUAUAUAAGGUAUUUUUCAUUACUUCUAUUAUACUCCGUAGUUAAAGAUGCUUUUAGCCCCUUUAGUAUUUCAAUACUCCGUAUUUGAUUUUGCACUUGCAUUUUUUUUAAACUCAUACGAUAGUAUGGUACCACCGAUUUCUAUUCUUAAAAAUUAAAUAUCUUUUAACCAUUUAUCUAUCCAAGUUGGUGAUUUGAUUACGUUUAUUUUUGUUCUUGAAAUAUUACAUACUCCAUACUAGAGAUAUCAAAAAUUGAACUUUAUUCAUAUUAUACAGAUUUUUAAUUUUCUAUCAUACGGCUUUUUCUAUUCAGUAGAUUUUGAGUGUUUAAUUUUUAUCAGAUUUUUAAUUUCCUGUCAUUCGACUUUUUCUAUUCAGUAGAUUUUGAGUGUUUAAUUUUUACUAAUUAUUUUUAGAUUUGUAGUCUUGAUCAGUUGUCAUGAGUGUCCCAGACUUGAAUUUUUGUGUGGGUGAAGAGACUCCUAUUGUUAAUGAAGAGUACAGGGGUUCAAAUAAUCAGCUUCUGGAAGAAGGAAAUAUUGAAAUAGAACCUGAAAUUGGGAUGGAGUUUGAGAGUGCAGAAAACGCUUUUACAACUCAUAUGCAAGGAAGAUUGGUUUUAGUGUGCGUAUUUUCCGAACUAACAAAAACAGAGUUGAUAGUACACUAAUUCAACGUCAAGUUUUAGUGUGCUCAUGUGAGGGAUUUUACAAGAAAAUCAAGACACCUCAGAAGAAACGAGACGAGACACGUUGUGAUUGCAAAGCAUCCUUUACAUUUAAACGUCUUCCAAAUGAGAAGUAUCAAGUGAUUGGUUUUGAAUCAGUACAUUCUCACGACCUUGCCCCAUUUGAACAUUCUGGUUACUUGAGGUCUCAACGGAAAAUUGAAUUUACGCAAGCUGAAAUGAUGACCACAAUGCAUGCAUCCGGCUUGAAGCAAGGACAGAUUUUCUCAUAUGUGUGAAGAAGCCGGUGGAACUCAUAACCUUAAUUUUACAAGAUCAUAUUGCAAUAACUUCCUUCAAAGAAAGCGAUCUGAGUUUUUCAAGAAAGGUGAUGCAGAAUGUCUUCUAGAAUACUUCAAGCAGAAGAAAAAUGAGAACAAGCAUUUCUUCUAUUCAUUUAGGUCACAUGAAGAUGGUGAAAUAUGUGGAGUAUAUUUUUGUGAUGCAAAAUCUAGACGGGAUUAUGGGUUGUUCGGUGAUGUUAUAUGUUUUGAUACGACUUUUCGGACAAAUAAGUAUGACAUGUUGUGCGCACCAAUUGUAGGCAUAAACCAUCAUGGACAAACAUCAUUGUUUGGUUGUGGCCUACUAGAUGGUCAAACAUAUGAUGCAAUUACUUGGUUGUUCACUGCCUUUUUCGAGGCAAUGGGAGGAAAGAAACCAAAGAGCAUAUUCACUGAUCAGUCCGCUGCUAUAUCUGCGGUAGUUGAUGAGCUAUUACCUCAAUCCCAUCAUGGGUUGUGUUUGUGGCAUUUAUGUCAAAAUGCGGCAAAACAUUUGAGUUGUAACGGAUACAAAACAUUUUCACAACAAUUCAAAUCAUGCUAAAUGGG
Messenger RNA from Cuscuta epithymum, 3114 nucleotides. The record is from the annotation of a GenBank genome assembly. Lineage: Eukaryota; Viridiplantae; Streptophyta; Magnoliopsida; Solanales; Convolvulaceae.